CGCCGCAGCGUGCCGUUCCACGCCAGCUUGCGCGUGAAGUCGAGCGCCACGUUGAGCGACCGGUGGCAGAGCGCCGCUAUCACGCCAAGAGACCGAGCCAGAAGCAAGCAGUGGUCGAGGGAUUUUGGCCCAGAGAAUAUGACGCGAUAGCGGCCCGCCCAUCUGAACACCUUCUUGGGAACCAUCCUGCCAUCCUACCCACUCGCAGCGGGAGUCCUUACUAUACCACUUCGCUCGAAAGGAAGACCAAAGGGCAGCCUGCUUGGCAAUGGCACACCUGACAAAUGCCUUGUCACAUUUCUCACUGGAGUGUGGAUCUUCAGCUGGUUCCCAAACAAGGCUAGACUUUUUCCCAUUCGUAUAAGACGUUCGGUUACGGCUCUCCCAGAGAGAUGGGACAGAGCACGCACUUUUUCCGUCACGUCUCAUAUAACCUUUUGCGCGCCUCGCUGAACUCACUGUUACCCAACCCUUUAUCGCAAAUGUUCCUGGAAAUCAUUCAGGUUCCGCUUUGGGUCUUUUUGGCCCUCCCUGUCAUUGCCCAUGUAGCGCGUAGCUGGAUCUCCUCUUGGCGCCAGGGCAGCCGCUCCAAGCUUCCCCUCCCGCCCGGCCCGAAGCCCGUUCCGCUCCUCGGCAACAUCAACGACCUCCCCAAGCCAGGCGUGAUCGAGUAUACCCACUGGCUGACCCACAGGGAAAAGUAUGGGCCGAUCAGCUGCGUCACCAUCUUGGGCAACACCCUGGUCCUCGCCAACGAGCUCGACGUGGCGCUGGACCUGCUCGAGCACAAGGGGAACUCUUCCAAGACGUCGGGCCGCCCGAUCAUGCCCUUCGCGCAGGAUCUGGUCGGGUACGAAAACUCGGUCGUCUUUGGAGGCUACAACGACGACUUCCGCCGGAAACGUGCGCUGCUCCAUAGCGCCAUCGGCACCGCAGCGUCCGCGGAGCAUUACCGCAAAUGCCAGGAGAUCGAGUCGGUCCGCCAGCUCGAGCGGAUUCUGGACGAUCCCAAGAAUGUGCUGGAGCAUUAUAAGAGAGCUUCCUCGGUCACCAUACUCAAGACAGUAUAUGGCUACAGCGUCAAUCCCUCUGGGCCGGACCCGGUGCUCAACAGUGCCCUGCAGGCCAUGAAGGAGUUCUCCGAGGUCGUGAAGCCGUUCUCCUGGGCCGUGGACCUGUUCCCCUCGCUAAAGCACAUCCCCGACUGGGCCCCCGGCGCCUCGUUCAAGAAGAAGGCCCGGGCGUACAGGCGGACGCUGACGGACAUGGCGCACAUCCCCUACCGCUUCGUGCAGCACCAGCUCGCGAGCGGCGUCGACAGCGGCUGCACCAUGUCGCGCCUGAUCCAAAAUUCGUCCGAGGCCGCUGCCGCCGGCGGGGAUGACGACGAGAGGCUGAUCGUGUGGGCGGCGGGCAGCCUGUUCGGGGCGGCCGUCGACACGGCGUCGGUGUCGCUGGCGGCCUUCACGCUGGCAAUGCUCAAGCACCCCGAGGCGCAGCGCGCCGCGCAGGCCGAGAUCGACCGCGUCGUCGCCGUCGGGCCCCUCGGGCGGCGGCGGCUGCCGACGUCGGCCGACCGCGCCGCCCUGCCCUACGUCGAUGCCGUCGUCAAGGAGACGCUGCGCUGGUGGAGCGUCUUCCCCAUGGGCAUCCCGCACCGCGCCGACGAGGAGGUCGAGUACCGCGGCUACCGCAUCCCCGAGGGUGCCAGCGUGUUGCCUGCCGUUUGGUGGUUCAUGCACGACCCCGCCGUCUACCGGGACCCCGACCGCUUCGAUCCGGCGAGGUUUACAGACCCGGCUCGAAACGAGCCGGACCCUACGAAAAGCGGUGUGUACGGGUUUGGGCGCAGGGCCUGUCCUGGCCGUCACUUUGCCAACAACCUCCUGUUUGUCAACAUUGCCCAAAUAUUGGCGAGCUUUAACAUUGUUAGACUGACAGCGGGAGAAGGGCGGGAGUCGGAUGGUGUGGACGGUCUGCAUCCGACGCCUGGUCCUGUCAUGUACAUAAAAGACUUCAAGUUCCACAUCUCGCCCAGGAGCCCAGAGCACGAAGACCUAAUAAAGCGGAUGGCGCGCGAGAACCCGGUGCAGCCUGGGGGCGAUUCUUCCAUUAUUGCGAGCAUGGCCUAGACAAAUCCCUAUCAGCUACUUUCACCAAUUGUCCGUUAUUCCGCCACGUCGUGCUCCCGCUUAGUUGACUGAGAUCCUGAGC
Molecule: messenger RNA, 2214 nt
Organism: Gaeumannomyces tritici R3-111a-1
Lineage: Eukaryota; Fungi; Ascomycota; Sordariomycetes; Magnaporthales; Magnaporthaceae
Exons: 3
Coding region: 393-2132 (579 amino acids)
Molecular function (GO): heme binding; oxidoreductase activity, acting on paired donors, with incorporation or reduction of molecular oxygen; monooxygenase activity
Source: RefSeq, a predicted model, not a curated record